Vollenhovia emeryi is the source of this 9362-nucleotide messenger RNA. RefSeq names its product chondroitin sulfate proteoglycan 4-like (gene kon). The record is from RefSeq and is a predicted model, not a curated record. The coding region runs from base 79 to 6915 and encodes 2278 amino acids. The transcript has 10 exons. NCBI's taxonomy places the organism in Eukaryota, Metazoa, Arthropoda, Insecta, Hymenoptera, Formicidae.
GUCCGCGGGGAGUCCCCGCGGGUGGAGGCGGAGGAACCGGCAGCGGGAUUCGCGGGGUUGGCUGAAUAAAAGAGGAAGAUGCAGAGGAAAAGGCCGGCGUUCCUCACCGACAUGGGACUGCUAAUGUUCUUAGCGGUAACAGCCUCCCUGCUGGGUUACUGCCAAACGGACGAAAAAGUGUCGUUUUACGGGGCGAGCUACAUCCAUCUUCCGGUUCAAGAGGCCAAGGGUGCCACUGACAUCAGUUUCCGGUUCCGAACUCAUCUCGCCGAUGCUAUGCUGCUAUUGGCUGCUGGCAAGACGGAUUACUGCCUGAUCAAACUCGAAGCCGGCAGAUUGAAGGUCCACAUUAAUCUGGGCGCGGGCGAGAAUGAGAUGGCGAGCGCCCGCGGGUUGACGCUCAACGACCUCAGUUGGCACGAGGUCAACUUGACAAGACGCGAGGCCAACAUCAGCCUGCAGAUCGACGUGAUACACACGACGAGGUCUCAACUACCGGGUCGGUUUUUCGAGCUCAACAUACACUACGGCGUCUUCAUUGGCGGACAGGGUGACUUCAACGAGCUAUUCCUAGGUCAUACGGACUAUCUGCGGGGGUGCAUGGCUGACAUAAUUUACAACGGCGCCAAAGUUAUAGAGUACGCCAGGGCGAGGAAGGGACAGUCGGAGGCAACAGCCGUAACGUGGGGCUGCUCGCCGGAAUUCGACGCCACGAGGAGCACGGAAGUCAGCUUUGUCGAGGACGGCGCCUUCGUCGCCAUUCCGCGCCCCAUUCCGCGCUCCGGCUCGAGAUGGGAAUUCGAGCUGAAGACCGGCGCCGACAGCGGCUUGUUGCUGUAUAACACGGGGCAAUCGUCCUACGCCGAUUACCUCGGCAUCGAGCUGUUCGAGGGCAAGAUUCGACUGUUGAUGAACAAAGGGAACGGCCCGACCGAGUUGACGCACGGCACCCCGGUGGCUGAUGGUAAAUGGCACAGCGUAAUUGUGGACUUCAACCCGAGCGGCCUCGGCAUCGCCGUGGAUCGUCAGGAGAAAACAAUGGCUCUGCCGUCCGGCGGCAAUCGGUUUCUCGAUCUCGCCGAUACGCUGUACAUUGGCGGCACGGAGUUGAAUAAACGCGCUCGGGCCCUGAGCAAGGGCCUCCGGUCCGGCGACGUGAGCUACAAGGGCUGCAUACGCAACAUGAUCCUCGACGGCAAGGGCCUCGGUUUACCGGACGUCAAGGUCAGCCAGGGUAUCGUCGUAGGCUGCGUCUGGGGAUAUCCGUGUAUCGAGGCCGAGCCCUGCGUAUCUAGCGCGACGUGUAUGCAGCUGGGCGUCAACUCGUUCAGGUGUAACUGCGACCAGUCACUGUGCAUCAAGCCGAAUUACGCCGAGGACUACAGGAUCUACUCGAACAACACUCUGCCAGUGAAUCUGGAAAUUCUCUCCCUGAGCCCUCUAUUAGUUUCCGAAGGGGAGCACGUGUUGGUAACGAGCGAAAACAUCGCGAUGGUGCUGGACAUUGCCAAAUACGGCGUGGAAGAAGCCGGCGUCACAUUUACCCUGGUGACGCCGCCGAUUUAUGGAACGUUAGCGUUAGACCUGCUGACAUCUCGGAACGAUCACUCCUUCACGUUGCAGGACGUCAGUCAGGAUAAGGUAACCAGUCCGCCCUGCGAUUGCGCGCGCGACGAUAAAACUCGAAAUCGCCGGGGAGUUCGCGGGAGCGCGCGUAAGAGGCCAAACUCGGCCGGCGUGCACCUGACGUUAAUUAAUAUCAGUAUGCAUGGGGGAGCAUUAUGUUUUCAUCGGAAAGCUUUUAUGAACGAAACGCAAUUUAAUUUUUCAGCCAAACCGAAUGCGAUGCUGGGUUUGCAAGUGAGCGACGGCAUCGAGAGCAGCCAGCCGGCGUAUCUGCGCGUAUCGGCUUACCCGUUGCAGAUCAAGCUGACGCACAAUACCGGCCUCAUUGUGGUGCACCGUUCGUAUUCUUAUCUGACACCGGCGAAUCUCUCGUUCGCCACGAACUCGGACGACAACACGAUCGACAUUCGUUACGACGUCGUCUCGCCGCCGCAGUUCGGUGUUUUGCAGAAAUUGAAAGACAUUUCCGGCAGCUGGGCGAACGUAGGCCACUUCACCAGCCGGGACGUGGAAUUGCACGCCGUCCGUUACCUCCAUAACGUCGGCAGUCCUAAUCAGGACGAGUUUAAAUUCCAAGCGAGCGUGCGCGAAGUGAAGACGCAGCAGACCUACGACUUCCGUAUUACGUUCAUCGACCUCGAGCUGAGGGAGGCCAGAAGGGUGCCUAUUAAUCUCACCAAUGCGUCGAACGUGACUAUCGCGAGCAACCACUUGAGGUACCAGACGAAUCCGCUAGUUACGUCGCCGAGCAAGAUCGUGUUCACUCUUACAACGGGACCAAGAUACGGCAGCCUAUUUCUGUUCGAUCGCAAACUCGCGGCGGCCGACACCUUCACGCAGGAAGACAUCGAGGCCGACAGGCUGAGCUACCGUCUGUUCGGCAGAUCCUAUUCCAACAUUCUCGACGAAAUAACGUUUAAAGUUAACGCGCCUCAAUGCGUCGACAUACACGCCAACUUGAAAGUUCGAUAUUAUCUCGGCAAGAACAGCAAAUCGCUGGAGGGCAUGGAGAAUUUGAAAGUUGACGAGGGCUCUAAAGUAUCUCUGAGAAUCACGCAUGUGAAUCCGAGGGAAUACGGUGUAUCCUCUCUGAUGUACAACCUUACGGCGAAGCCGCGUCACGGCUGGCUCUCGAUCGCGAACGGUUCGAUGUCGCAGGAUCGAAAAAAUGUCUCGUCCUUCACGUUCGACGACAUAUCGACGCAGGCGGUAUAUUAUGUGCACGACAAUUCCGAGACAAAGGAGGACUCCUUCGAGUUUGUGGCGAUAUCCGUCGACUCGACGGAUUUUAUGUACGUCGGCAAAUUUCGAAUCGAGAUCAUCAUGAAGAACGACAAUCCGCCAGAGCGGACGGUCGAUAGGAUUUUUCACGUCGUGCUGAGGGGCGAAAAAGUGAUAACAAAUAGAGAUCUCGCGUACACGGACAAGGACAUCGGUACCGCGGCGAGCGAGCUCGUUUACACGAGGAGGGACGGCCGGAAAAGUGAGUUAUACAAGGUGACCAAUCCCUCGGUACAGAUACGCGAGUUUUCGCAGCAAGACAUCGACGACGGUACAAUACUUGUCCGCCAUCAGGGAGAUGAGCGCGAGAAAAUUGAAUUCGGCAUCACCGACGGUCACUUUUACAGGACCGGCGUUUUCGAGAUUCAGGCCAGCCCGCCGUACAUCAGGUUACGCGAGAGCGACGGCUCGGUCGUCCAGUUCAACAAAUCCGUGGUGCUGCAGUCGAAAGAAUUGGAGAUAGAAACGAACGUGUACACCACGGAGAAGGACGUAAAGUACAGCGUAUGGGAGAAACCGAAGAAUGGUAUACUGAUGAAGCACGGUAGAGAGUUAAACAGUUUUACGGAGGACGAUCUGAAGCACGGCGGUGUGUUGUACAAGCAUCUGGGUGGAUCUUUAACGAGAGACACUUUCAGAUUCAAGGUGUUCGUUAAGGGCGCGGACGCCGACGGCGUGUUCACAAUCAGGGUCUACCCGGAGAGCUACUGGGAAGCGUUGAUUAUUCAAAGCAACAAGACGAUAUUCGUCGAGGAGGCCACCAGCGUUCUGCUGAAUCGGAAGAGCCUCGAGAUAAUGCAUCCUAAAAUAUCGCCCACCGAAAUCGUCUAUUACGUGCGAGAGUGGCCGCAGAACGGCUACCUGGAUCUACAGAUCCACGACGAGCACAGCGAGGAGAUGAGGGAGGAGUACAGCGGCAACGCGGUGAAGCAAUUCGAGCAGAGUCUGAUAAACGACAACCGCGUUUUCUACGUUCAAUCGGUGAUGAAUCAAACGAACGACCGUUUCGUCGUCGACGUUACCAACGGUAUUACGUGGUUACGCGGCCUAAGUGUGAAUUUCGCGAUAGUGCCGGAGAAACUCUACGUCGAGGCGAGGAGCUUCAACGUGGUGGAGGGGAAGGGCGCGAUACUGAGCGAAACAAACUUCUUGGUCGUGACGCCGUAUUACGUCGGCAAGGUAUCAGAUUAUAGAGUACUAGAGAAGCCAAGGCACGGCACGAUUCUCGAUUCCACCAAGAACACACAGGUGAAGAAGUUUUCACAAAAGCACCUGAGCGCCGGAGUCAUAGUGUACAAACACAACGGGGACGAGUUUUUGAACGAUUCCUUCAGGAUGGUGGUUACCGCUGGCGAUAAGAUGAGCGAGCCCUUUGACGUAUCAGUUGUCGUUCAGCCGGUUAACGACGAGAUUCCCGUGUUAGUCAAUAGAACUAAGCUAAACGUUUGGCAAGGCGGAUCCGUCACCUUGACGUCGGCAAACUUAGCGGCUAUAGAUAAUGACACUGCCCCGUUCGAUAUAACGUUCAACGUUACUGGAGUGAGAAAUGGAUACAUCUCAUUAAUCACUUCGCCCGACGUGGACAUUUAUAAUUUUACGCAGAGGCAAGUCAAUGAACUGCAAGUGGUGUUCACGCAUACGAACGGAUCGGACGGCGAGUUGAAUUUUGUUUUAAGCGACGGCGUACACACGAGCAAGUCUUACACGAUUUUGGUCGCCACAAAGCCAAUUCGUCUGAAUAUCGAACACAAUAUGCCCCUUAAUGUCUUCCCCCUUACUAGGAAAUUAAUAUCAGACAAGCUCUUAUUAACGACGUGUUCUGACGAAGCGAGGGAGAUUAGAUACACUGUGCGAAAUGGGCCCCAUUUAGGCAAAGUUAUAAUGGAGACAAGUGAAGGGGUAUGGCUUGAGGUCGAGCGAUUUACUCAGAGAGAUAUAAACAAUAGCAAAGUGAUUUACGAGCACACCAAGCAGUUCAUGGACCUCACGGCCAACGACUCUUUCACAUUCGACAUCGAGGCGCACUUCGCUGGAACUUUAACAAAUCAGGUUUUCCAAAUAGAUAUAUCAGUCUCGAGCGGGGGCUUAGACAGGUAUAUUUCUACGAAAAACGUGAGAGUCAUGGAAGGCGGCUCCGCGGAGGUGAUCAUGAAUAUAAGCGGCAUCGUGUCAUUUCUACAAAUUAACGCCGGGAUCCCGAGCCCGGCGGUGCUAUCGCGAUUGGUUCACCAACCCAGUCACGGACACGUGAUGCUUCUACCGGACUUAAACGUGACUACUUUCACACAGCCGCAGAUCGAGGGUGGAAAAAUCGCCUACUAUCACGAUCACUCCGACACGUUGGAAGACCGCGUUCAAUUUUCCUUGUACUUGACACCCGGCCACGUGUUACUCUGCAACACCAGCAUUCCCGUCGUCGUCGUGCCGAUCAACGACCAGCCCUUCAAACUCGUCACCAACAACCCGUUCAUCACGGUCGUGCAAAAUCAAAAUCAAACCAUCACUCGGGAGAACCUGCUGACCACCGAUCCCGACACGCCGCCGGAAGAAAUUCAGUACGACGUGAUUUCGGGGCCGACAUUCGGCAGACUGCUGCUCCUGCCGUUGGAUCAAAACAUUUCGGAAGUGCGCCCCGUGGAAAAAUUCACCCAGUCCGACGUGGAUUCUAAUCGAGUGGUGUACGAGCACAACGGGACGCUGCAGACCGCUUCCUUCUACUUCAGGGUCUCGGAUGGUGCCUACAAUCCGAUGUAUACCGUCUUCAACGUCCACGUUUUGGCUAUACGGCUGAAUGUGACGGUACCCGGACCGGUGACCUUGCAGCAAGGCUCGAAUGUGGCGCUUAUCUCGGAGAACGACGUUAAGCUCGACACAAACGCGCGACAAGACCUGGUGAUCUACGAGAUUACGACGCAUCCGCGAUACGGAAUACUGUACGUGCGGGACGGCGCCGCGGCGACGUUCAGGCAGACCGAUCUGUUGUCGAAGAGCGUGAUGUUCAUGCAGACCGACAUGACGGUGUCGAACGACAGUCUGGAACUGUCGGCGCGAUUGAGCGGCUUCGAGCAGAAGCACAUACGCGUAGAGAUCAAGGUCGUGCCUCUCAUGAUCAUGGGCUCGAUGACGGCGUUGGCGGGCGAGAAGAAUCGGAUAAUUUUGCAAUACUUGGACGCGACGCCCCUGGCAAAGUUAACGACCAGCAAUCCCCUUUACACCAUCGUGAGGAAGCCCAAGUACGCCAAGAUCAAGAGGAUUAUCAGAAGCUCCUCGUCGUCCGGCGAGAAGAGAGGCGCGCGCGAGCGAGAGGUGGCACGUUUCUCACACCAGGAGAUCAUCUCCGGGGUGAUAUAUCUGGUGUGCAGGAAAAUACCGUCGAUAGACGGUGUCGCGGACAGCUUCAGCUUCAUUCUCGCGGCGUCGAUUUUCCAGCCGGCCGUGGGCGACUUCGAGUUCCACAUCAAGCUCGACAUAGACGAUGACAAUAUCACUCUGGGCGGUCCGAUGGAUCCGGUCGGCCACGAGGGCGAGAUGGCGAUCGCGCCGAACAUGAGCAACGAUUACUUGCUGAUCCUCGGCAUGCUGCUCGGGGUCUUCCUCCUCGGCGUGGUCGUGAUUAUCACAAUCAGGUGUCGGCACAACAAGUACAAGCACGCCGAGGAAGAGAAACCGGAGCCCACGCCCGCCGUCGGGGUGAUGCCGCUUCCCAGACCUCCGGAUCACUUGAUGCCCGCCACCCCGCAUCUCAAGCCCUUCGGUAACGAUCACAACAGCGUUACGGCCAGCACGCCCCUGCCGAUGUUGCCGUCGACGUUGCCCCAGUGUAAAGUGAUACCCUUAAGCCCCCUGGAAAGCGGCUCCGAGGUCGACGUAUCCGCGAGAUAUCCCUACGGCGUGGCGGACGGCGAUGAAUGGAAUAGCUUCGACACUUCCGAUCUACCUUGCCAGUCGGCCACGACUCAAAGGACCAAGAAGAACCCGUUGCUGAGGAGGGAUCAAUACUGGGUCUAGCAGGAGAGGAACACGCUGCGGUUUACGCGAAGAAAGCCGUAGCGUAUCUCGACGUGUUUCAUGCGAACGUUGAAACUAUCGUGGAUAUCAUGGACCUGAUGUGCCUAAGGAAAGUGAAAUCUACGAGUUUGCGGAAAUUGUUCGUCAAAGAUGAUCGCGCCGGACGAUGUAUCGAACGAUGCAAUAACGUUUGACGUGUUUUGGUGGAAAACUCAGUGAUCAUCGGCAUCUCAUCUCGAUGCAUCUCGAUUCUAAUUCAAGAGAAAAGCGAAAGGGACUCCUAGACUGCAGAAGAGAGACCUUUGGAUCGAAAAGGAUCAAUGAUCGUUAAUUCGCGAUCCGGGAUAGUUCGCAGUGUCUCGUGUACUAUUAGCCUAAAACGAUAUAAACGGGAAACCUAGAUCUUCUUGAAUGUCACGACUAUCGCCGCUAUCACGAGCUCAAUGUGCCUAAGAAAUGUCUGACUCUGCUGACAUUCUUUCCAUUAAUCGCAACACGACGACUUUUCGUAUGUUCACACGUUCCUUCCUUCCGGCGGAUUGAAAUAAAUUCGGUCGUUGAAAAGGCAGACCCGACUGUUCGCUAAAGCGAGACUUUUUACACGACAAAUUCGAUUCUGGUCUAACAAUAAGCGUAAAGUCCGUCGGUUCACUGGCUCGUUCUAGAGUGCAGAUUUUUCGAAAAAUUUUAUGUUCCUUUACCUCCUUCCAUUUUUACACCUUUUUUAAAUCUAGGAUAGUAAGAUCGUUAUAUAAAAGUGGCAUUUAUCGAUCCCUACUGUCGUAAGUUCCAGAUAAGAAUCGCAGCAUUAAGAUUAAAAAUAAAAAUGAUGGAACUUUCGCUCUUAAGCUAUAAAACAAAGGAAGCGUCGAGUAAGCGGGAUAAUACAGGAACUGUGUAACAUUGUACAAUGCAAAUAUACACAAUGUAAUCGAGAAUAUGUAUGUUCCUGUUACUUGUUACUCGCCACCGAGAGAACGCAAAUGCAUUCAUAUUUCUCUGUACUCAAAUUUCGACAUAUCUUUUUAUACCGCCGUAUUGUCAAACUUGCUUUAUUUUCCUCCGAUAUAGAUCUCGCGUACAAUCGGUACAAUCAUUUCGUUCGACUAUUGUUCCCGCGACUGUUCCCAUGUCACUCGUAUCGUGCGUCGGACAAACGAUAAAGUGACAAUUAACAUUUGCCCGAAACACGAAAAGAUCGAGCCGCUCUUUUUUUUACGGCAAUACGAUAACACGUAAUUUUACGUAAUGACAGGCAUUGAAUUACGGCUCUUGUUAAAAACGUGUCGUAACAGCAGACGAACAACUUUUUUUCUCCGAUUAAUUGUAUCGGCAAUAGUAAAAACGAUUAAUCAGUGGCGUCAUUUCUACGAAUAAUCCUUUUCUUACAUAUUUCUCACGGUGAAUCGUCACAAUUAUCUCGGAAUUACGUAGAAUAUCGUCUACGGGACGCACAAUUCUCAUCCGUUUCUACGCAAGCUUCAACGAGCGAUUAGACACUAGGCGACGCCAAAUAAAACGAUUAUUUGACGUAUUUUAAACGCGAACUAGCAGUAACAGUCGAAGUCUAUAAGCUGUUUUUUACACGAGUGAGAAUAGAAUCUUUUCUACUACGAAUCGUUGACGCGCAGCGAGUUCGUAAUUCAUAAGCGAUGAACGGGGUUGUGCGUGCGCGAUUUCAGUAUUAUCUGAGAAAAAUUUAUUAAAUAGAGGCGUGUUAACGAAUUCGUUGAUUCUUAAGAAAAAUUUUACCUUACGUUAUCCUUGAAUUCAUGGUAAUCCCAAUGAAUCCACUUUCGGUCCACGUCGUAUAAAUACGGUCCGUGUUAAAUUUUCACCAAUUCACACAACGAUAAUUGUACAAUUAAAUCACAUUGACACCAUACGGUAGGCAAGUUAUUAAGUGAAAGUUGUACGUUAACGAUGAGACUAUGAUGUCAAUUCCAUUCGAAUCAUAUAAAUUAAUUAGAUUAAUAUAGUAAAUAUUGGAAAAUUUAACUAGAUCUUUUAUCAGAUUUUGUUCUUACGGAGCCUUCACAGGAAAGAUGUGAAAAGGAAAGACAUUAUUAUUUUAUCUUUAAUAAAGUAAUAAUAACGAUGAUAGCCUUUAAAAAAAACAGAGAAGGCCCGAACUGCUUAGGACAUGAAAUUACAACGAAUUGACAGAAAUAGAACCGCGUUUGUGAAAAUUCAAGCAAACAUCUGGCUGAAAGUGGAUUAAUGGGAAUUUCUCUAAAAUUAGAAGUGUAUCUAAUAAAACAAUCUAAUGUGAAUGUUGAUUAUAGCGAUCAUAAUGAUAUUAUAUGUAUAUAUAUUAUAAUGCGUACAACACACACUCCUAUGUAGAACGUGCUGUUCCAUGAAUUCAUAGCAUAUACGCGUUAAUAGAUUUAAUUAAAAACAUUUUAUCGAGAGAAUCAAAGAGAAAAAGAGGAAAAGUGUGAAAG